UACUACAGUUUGAUUCGCUAAGGCCUCCUGUUUCACAACCCUAGGGAACUAACCAAUGCAUAGACGGUGGCCAGUUUUACGAGGCUGUAUCAGGUAAACACACUGCACCAUGGCAACUUUGGAACAGACCAAGGAGAUCUUCCGGCGUGCAGAUGCAGUUUGCUUUGAUGUGGACAGCACGGUCAUUCGCGAGGAAGGCAUAGACGAGCUGGCCAAGUUCUGCGGAGUCGGUGAUGCAGUAAGGGAAAUGACUUGCAAGGCCAUGGGUGGGACAGUUACUUUCCAAAAAGCUUUGACAGAUCGGCUGUCAAUCAUAAAGUGCUCCAGGGAACAGGUCAACAAGCUUUUAACUGAUCAUCCUCCCCAGUUGACUCCAGGUAUUAAGGACCUUGUUGACAGACUACAUGAGAGAAAUGUGAAGGUCUUUCUUGUCUCUGGAGGAUUUCGCUCGAUCGUUGAACACGUCGCCAGCCAGCUCAGCAUUCCACAUGACCGUGUCUAUGCAAACCAACUGAAGUUUUACUUCAAUGGUGAAUUUGCUGGGUAUGAUGAGACUCAGCCCACUGCAGAGUCUGGUGGCAAGGGCCGGGUCAUCUGCAUGCUGAAGGAGAAGUAUGGCUUUGAGAAGGUGGUGAUGAUUGGAGAUGGUGCCACAGAUCUUGAGGCCUGCCCUCCAGCUAGUGCCUUCAUUGGGUUCGGGGGAAAUGUCGUAAGGCCGCAAGUGAAGGAAGGAAGCCUGUGGUACGUCACAAGUUUUGGAGAGCUGCUGAAGGAACUGGAAAAGAUUUAACCUUAACCCGAAAUGGGCUGCAUCACUUUUUAAUGUUGGACUGAGAUACUGUGCUUAUGUGCCUUUUUUAGUUAUUUUUUUUUUUUCAUGCAAUUUUAGUCAGGUACACUUUGUGUAUGGAGGGAUUGUAAUUGUUACACAAACAAAAGCGUUUGAUACACCUUAAGUUUACAUACAAUAUAAGGAACCUUCAGAAGGAGGUGUUUUAUAAGAUAUGUAGUUGAUUUAUUUUAAUUAACCAUUCCAGUGUUUUAUGGUCAUUUGAGGUAUUCAGUUGUUUUCCAACUGAACUUAUGUGGUUUUGAUACAUUUUCUAAUGAGGACUACUAAACCUACUGCAGUGUUGCAAAUUUUGUUACUGACACUAAAUAGAGAAGAUUAAAGCUUUAAUAUCUAA
This is a messenger RNA of Clupea harengus (Atlantic herring), 1187 nucleotides long. RefSeq names its product phosphoserine phosphatase (gene psph). The record is from RefSeq and is a predicted model, not a curated record. NCBI's taxonomy places the organism in Eukaryota, Metazoa, Chordata, Actinopteri, Clupeiformes, Clupeidae. Gene Ontology annotation, cellular component: cytoplasm. Gene Ontology annotation, molecular function: magnesium ion binding; L-phosphoserine phosphatase activity. Gene Ontology annotation, biological process: L-serine biosynthetic process; dephosphorylation.